AUGGAAGAAGGGCAAAAGCUAGUAGCCAUGGGCAGUAGAGAUCAAAAAGAGUUUGAAAGAGAAUACAGAGAAAAACAGUUCAAUAAUCGUGGAGGAAAUAACAAGAUUCAAAGGCUUUAUAACCAACUAGAAGGUUAUGGAGGGCAAAAUCAAUAUUAUAACCAAGGCCCAGGAGGUAGCAAAGUGGUUUGGGAGCAGAUAAAGAUGUCGCAUCUAAACACCGCGAUAGAGAAAAUCUGGGAAGCGGUAAUUCUAAUGGAAGAUAUCCUAGAGCCACCAAAUAUGGGAAAUGAGCCACCAUCAGGGAGAAGAAGUAGAGAAUUCUGUGCUUAUCAUCGUUUCCACGGUCACACCACCAGUAAUUGCAGAAAUGUGAAGAAAAUUAUACUAAGAAUGAUUGAUCAGGGGAAGCUAAACCACUUUUUAGUGCAACCACAACAGAGUCUACCACCACCACCAGAGGGGGAUGCACAAGAAGCAUAUAAUAUUUUUCACGAUAAUGUCCUAAGCCGAGUUUAUGCAAGAGAUAGUGAUGGAAGAGAGAUACUCAACCCGGCAAAGGUAUCACCACUGAAAGAUUGGCAGAGACAACCUAUUUCUUUUACCGCGGAAGAAGUACCAGGAUGUGGAGAACAUCACGAGAGACCAUUAGUGAUCAAGUUGGAAAUCAACCCAAAAGUAAAAACUGAUAAAAAUACGGAGGAUGACGCGGAUACAUGGGAUCUAAAUAGAAUACUGAUAGAUCCUGGUAGUUCAGUCGAUAUACUAUUCUAUCACACAUACAAAACUUUGGGUGGUAGAGAUGAGGACCUAAUCUCAUGUACCUACAAGAUCUACGCUUUCAAUGGAUCGGCCACUAAGACAAAAGGGGAAAUAACGUUGCGAAUUCCUUUAAAGAUCAUAUCCACAGAAAUAGUAUUCUGCGUUGUUGAUGUAGAAUCUCCAUAUAAUGCUUUGAUAGGAAGACCAUGGUAUUCUGGGAGUGGCCUCAACUUUCCACCGAUGUAUCAAGUUCCCCUUACCUCAAGGUAUUGGAGUGAUAAGAGGAGAUCCAAAUGA
This is a messenger RNA of Papaver somniferum (opium poppy), 1059 nucleotides long. RefSeq lists its product as uncharacterized. The record is from RefSeq and is a predicted model, not a curated record. The transcript has 2 exons. Bases 1 to 1059 code for a protein of 352 amino acids. Lineage: Eukaryota; Viridiplantae; Streptophyta; Magnoliopsida; Ranunculales; Papaveraceae.